GUUGUACUGUAUCUUACUCUGGUUCCGUCGUCACAGCCGGUGGAAAGUCUUCUGCUGUGUUUUCUGGAUGAGUUGAGCCGAUGUUCACUUCAUCCGCAGACAUCUCACUAUAGGGAAAAUAAUCACUAAAACUGUUGCCCAAGCCCUCCAGCUCCAGUGAGGAGCAAAACUGCUGGUGUCAGUAGCUGCUACUUCUCAAUCUCUCUCUGCACUGAAAUGUCACCAGGCUCAAGAUUUUAUUCUCCACUGGCUGCUUGCAACUGCCUGGUGGGGGAAUCAUUGGUCGUCAAGGUUUCAGAUUUCGGGAUGGCCAGGAGUGUUCGUGUGGGAAGUGUUCGCAAGAGCAAAAUUCCAUUUGAACAUUUUUUCAACUCCGAGGCUGUGGAUAAAAUCUCAGCUGGACUGAGGCUCUUCAGACCCAAGAUGUCUCCCGAAAGAGUGUACAUGCUGAUGAAGAACUGCCGGCAACAAGCUGGGAGGUCCAAAAGGGGGGGGGACAUGUGCGUCUGCUGCUGGCCGCACUUCUGCUUGGCCCCCCAUGACGACCCCCGACAUGGAUCUUCAUACUGCAGUGCUUCCAGCUGGUCCCACCUUGCAGAGGACAGAUCUGGUGCCUGCACCCCCCAGUGUUUCCAAUGAUGUGGGCUAAACCAUUUGAAACAUACAGAAGGGGUGGCUGAUUUUUAAACACCGCCUGUGCUGUCAUUCA
Molecule: messenger RNA, 709 nt
Organism: Xenopus laevis (African clawed frog)
Lineage: Eukaryota; Metazoa; Chordata; Amphibia; Anura; Pipidae
Product: tyrosine-protein kinase ITK/TSK-like
Exons: 6
Coding region: 217-639 (140 amino acids)
Source: RefSeq, a predicted model, not a curated record